UGUCCUCUUUUCAAGUGUUUUAAAAUAGAUUUUCAGAAUUAGGGUUAAAUCUGUGCUGGUGCCUGUGUGGCUUCCCCUGAUUUUUUUUCCUGUGGAAGCGCAUCCUUUGCGGUAUUCCCCCUUCAGCAGAAUCACUUAGACACUUCCAGCUGGUGGCCAGGGAUACAGCCAUAGUACAGCUUUCUCCGUCCCAGCUGUCUUUUUCAUUCCGUUCAGUGCAUUAUGAUGGCUGGACGAUUUUCUGAAGGCUCAGGUACAAGAAGGUGUAGGAUGAAAUCCGAGGACGGGCAUUUUCAUUGUUAACCCUCGGCUACCUCAGCAUCUUGGCCAUUUGACUGUCUUCCCCUUCCGAGGCAAAGAUUUCUUUCCAGUGUUGCGAAUGCUGCUUGAAGGCUGAAUUAAGGUGCCCGAGGAGACCACCUUUUGCAAGAAAACAUUGAUUCAGGGAAUUUUUAACACACUAUGGCUCAUGCAGCAUCGCAGUUAAAGAAAAACAGGGAUUUAGAGCUCAAUCCUGAAGAAGAGAAUGAGAAGAAAAAGAAGCACAGGAAACGGUCCCGGGAUCGGAAGAAAAAGUCGGAUGCUAAUGCCAGCUAUUUACGAGCAGCACGAGCUGGGAACUUAGAAAAGGCCCUCGACUACUUGAAAAAUGGAGUCGACAUCAACAUUUGCAAUCAGAAUGGGUUGAAUGCCCUCCAUCUUGCUUCCAAAGAAGGGCACGUUGAAGUUGUUUCUGAACUGAUCCAGCGAGAGGCCAAUGUGGAUGCCGCCACCAAGAAAGGAAAUACAGCCUUGCACAUAGCAUCUCUGGCUGGACAGACAGAAGUAGUGAAAGUGUUGGCUACAAAUGGGGCUAAUGUCAAUGCACAAUCUCAGAAUGGUUUUACUCCGUUGUAUAUGGCAGCCCAGGAAAACCACUUGGAAGUUGUCAAGUUUCUCCUGGACAAUGGUGCAAGUCAGAGCCUGGCUACAGAGGAUGGAUUCACCCCUUUGGCUGUUGCUUUGCAACAAGGCCAUGACCAAGUGGUGUCAUUGUUGCUUGAAAAUGAUACGAAAGGAAAAGUCCGUCUUCCAGCUCUUCACAUUGCUGCUCGGAAGGACGACACCAAAGCAGCCGCACUGCUUCUGCAGAAUGACCAUAAUGCAGAUGUGGAAUCCAAGAUGGUGGUGAAUAGGACAACAGAGAGUGGCUUCACUCCUCUCCACAUAGCUGCUCACUAUGGAAAUAUCAAUGUAGCCACGUUGCUGUUAAACCGAGGUGCGGCUGUGGACUUCACGGCACGGAAUGAUAUCACACCCUUGCAUGUGGCGUCUAAGAGAGGAAAUGCCAAUAUGGUAAAACUACUGCUUGAUCGAGGAGCUAAAAUUGAUGCCAAAACAAGGGAUGGGCUUACACCACUCCACUGUGGCGCUAGAAGUGGACAUGAACAGGUUGUGGAAAUGCUACUUGAUCGAGCUGCUCCUAUCCUUUCGAAAACAAAGAAUGGCUUGUCUCCACUGCAUAUGGCAACACAAGGGGAUCAUCUAAACUGUGUCCAGCUUCUCCUUCAACAUAAUGUGCCUGUUGAUGAUGUCACCAAUGACUAUUUGACUGCACUGCAUGUGGCCGCCCACUGUGGUCACUACAAAGUUGCCAAGGUUCUUUUGGACAAGAAAGCUAAUCCGAAUGCCAAAGCGCUGAAUGGUUUUACACCUCUUCAUAUCGCCUGUAAGAAGAAUCGAAUGAAAGUUAUGGAGCUUCUACUGAAACAUGGUGCAUCUAUCCAAGCGGUCACUGAGUCGGGUCUCACUCCAAUCCAUGUUGCUGCCUUCAUGGGACAUGUAAAUAUAGUAUCACAACUUAUGCAUCAUGGAGCAUCACCAAAUACUACUAAUGUGAGAGGAGAAACUGCACUUCAUAUGGCAGCCAGAGCCGGCCAAGCAGACGUUGUGCGAUACCUGGUACAAAAUGGAGCCCAGGUGGAAGCAAAAGCAAAGGAUGACCAAACACCGCUGCAUAUUUCGGCACGGCUGGGGAAAGCUGAGAUAGUCCAGCAGCUGCUACAGCAAGGAGCAUCCCCAGAUGCAGCCACUUCUUCUGGGUACACUCCACUUCACCUUUCCGCGCGGGAGGGACACGAAGAUGUAGCUUCGGUUCUUCUGGAGCAUGGGGCCUCUCUAGCCAUAACGACAAAGAAAGGGUUUACCCCACUUCAUGUGGCGGCCAAGUAUGGAAAAAUUGAAGUAGCCAACCUCCUCCUUCAGAAAAGUGCAUCCCCAGAUGCUGCUGGAAAGAGUGGAUUAACUCCACUGCAUGUAGCCGCCCACUAUGAUAACCAGAAAGUGGCCCUUCUACUCUUGGAUCAAGGAGCUUCCCCUCACGCGGCUGCAAAGAAUGGUUACACACCACUGCACAUAGCUGCCAAGAAAAACCAGAUGGACAUAGCAACAACACUGCUGGAAUACGGAGCAGACGCAAAUGCGGUUACCAGACAAGGGAUUGCUUCGGUCCACCUCGCGGCCCAGGAGGGUCAUGUGGACAUGGUGUCCCUACUCCUCACCAGAAAUGCCAACGUGAACCUUAGCAAUAAGAGCGGACUGACCCCAUUGCACCUGGCCGCCCAGGAAGACCGAGUGAAUGUGGCAGAAGUCCUGGUGAAUCAAGGAGCUAUUGUUGAUUCCCAGACCAAGAUGGGGUACACACCAUUGCAUGUGGGCUGCCACUACGGAAACAUAAAGAUUGUUAAUUUCCUGCUGCAACAUUUUGCAAAAGUGAAUGCCAAAACAAAGAAUGGUUACACUCCUCUACACCAAGCUGCCCAGCAGGGACACACCCAUAUCAUAAAUGUCUUGCUUCAGAACCAUGCUGCCCCCAAUGAACUCACUGUGAAUGGGAACACUGCCCUUGCCAUUGCCCGGAGGCUGGGCUACAUUUCAGUGGUUGACACAUUAAAGGUUGUGACUGAAGAGACCAUGACUACAAUUACUGUCACGGAGAAACAUAAAAUGAAUGUGCCAGAAACAAUGAAUGAAGUUCUUGAUAUGUCGGAUGAUGAAGUUCGUAAAGCCAAUGCCCCUGAAAUGCUCAGUGAUGGUGAAUAUAUGUCAGAUGUUGAAGAAGGUGAAGAUGCCAUGACGGGUGACACGGACAAAUAUCUUGGGCCACAGGACCUGAAAGAGCUGGGAGAUGAUUCCCUGCCCGCGGAAGGAUACAUGGGCUUUAGUUUAGGCGCUCGCUCUGCCAGUCCUAAGAUCAGCCUCCGCUCCUUCAGUUCGGAUAGGUCCUACACCUUGAACCGAAGCUCCUACGCACGAGACAGCAUGAUGAUCGAAGAGCUACUUGUGCCAACAAAGGACCCGCAUCUAACAUUUACGAGGGAAUUCGAUUCAGAUUCUCUUCGACAUUACAGCUGGGCCGCUGAUACCUUGGAUAAUGUGAACCUGGUCUCAAGUCCUAUCCACUCUGGCUAUUCUUCUCCACUACCCCAGUAUGAUUCAAGGUUUCUGGUUAGCUUCAUGGUGGAUGCCCGUGGAGGAGCCAUGAGAGGGAGCCGUCAUCACGGGAUGAGAAUUAUUAUUCCCCCACGCAAGUGUACUGCUCCGACUCGCAUCACCUGCCGUUUGGUAAAGAGGCAUAAACUAGCCCACCCACCCCCCAUGGUGGAAGGAGAAGGAUUGGCUAGCCGGCUGGUAGAGAUGGGUCCUGCUGGGGCCCAGUUUUUAGGCCCUGUUAUAGUUGAAAUCCCUCAUUUUGGAUCUAUGCGAGGAAAAGAGAGAGAACUCAUUGUACUUCGAAGUGAAAAUGGUGAAACUUGGAAAGAACAUCAGUAUGACAGCAAACAGGAAGACUUAAAUGAAUUACUUAAUGGCAUGGAUGAAGAACUGGACAGCCCUGAAGAACUUGGAAAAAAGCGUAUUUGUAGGAUUAUCACCAAGGAUUUCCCCCAGUAUUUUGCGGUGGUUUCUCGGAUUAAGCAGGAGAGUAAUCAGAUUGGUCCGGAAGGAGGCCUCUUGAAUAGCACAACUGUACCCCUUGUGCAAGCAUCUUUCCCAGAGGGUGCUUUAACCAAAAGAAUCCGUGUGGGCCUCCAGGCCCAGCCUGUUCCUGAUGAAAUUGUGAAAAAAAUCCUUGGAAAUAAGGCAACAUUUAGUCCAAUUGUCACUGUGGAGCCACGAAGGAGGAAAUUUCAUAAACCAAUAACUAUGACCAUCCCCGUGCCACCACCUUCAGGAGAAGGAACAACCAAUGGUUUCAAAGGAGAGAUCACACCUAGUUUGCGACUUCUCUGUAGCAUUACAGGGGGAACUUCACCUGCUCAGUGGGAAGACAUCACCGGAACCACCCCACUUACCUUCAUAAAGGACAGUGUCUCUUUCACAACCAAUGUUUCAGCCAGGUUUUGGCUUGCUGACUGCCAUCAAGUUUUGGAAACUGUGGGGUUAGCCUCUCAACUUUACCGAGAACUAAUAUGUGUUCCCUAUAUGGCCAAGUUUGUUGUUUUUGCCAAAACCAAUGAUCCAGUGGAAUCCUCCUUGCGUUGCUUUUGCAUGACAGAUGAUAAAGUGGACAAGACCUUAGAGCAGCAAGAGAACUUUGAAGAAGUUGCAAGAAGCAAAGAUAUUGAGGUCCUAGAAGGAAAGCCAAUUUAUGUCGACUGCUAUGGAAAUCUGGCUCCUCUGACGAAAGGAGGACAGCAGCUUGUUUUUAACUUUUAUGCUUUCAAAGAAAAUAGACUGCCAUUUUCCAUUAAGAUUAGAGACACCAGCCAAGAGCCUUGUGGUCGUUUAUCAUUCCUGAAAGAACCAAAGACUACAAAAGGACUAUCACAAGCAGCAGUUUGCAACUUAAAUAUUACCCUGCCAGCACAUAAAAAGGAAACAGAGUCAGAUCAAGAUGAUGAGACGGAGAAAACAGAUCGACGUCAGAGUUUUGCAUCUCUGGCUUUACGUAAGCGCUACAGCUAUUUGACUGAGCCUGGAAUGAAAACAGUUGAACGGAGUGCAGGAGCCUCAAGAUCCCUCCCCGCUACUUAUUCAUACAAGCCAUUUUUUUCUACGCGACCCUAUCAGUCAUGGACAACAGCUCCAAUUACAGUGCCUGGGCAAACCAAAUCAGGCUUCACUUCCCUAUCAAGCUCUUCCUCUAAUACUCCAUCAGCUUCUCCGUUGAAGUCAAUAUGGUCCGUUUCUUCCGCUUCUCCAAUCAAAUCCACCUUAGGAGCUUCCACAACAUCUUCGGUCAAAUCUGUCAGUGACGUGGCCUCUCCCAUUAGGUCAUUUUGGACCAUGUCUUCACCAAUCAAAACAGUUGUGUCGCAGCCCCCCUACAGUAUCCAAGUUUCCCCCAGCUCACUCAUAAGAGCUCCCACUGUCACGGUCACGAUCCCGGAGACUACUGCUCUAAAAGGCCUGGCAUCCACUUCGGCAUUUCCCUCUCGAACGUCUCCGGUAACUACAGCCGGUUCGCUCUUGGAGAGGUCGUCCAUUACCAUGACCCCUCCAGCCUCGCCGAAAACGAACAUAAACAUGUACUCUUCAAACCUACCGUUUAAGUCAAUCAUCACAUCGGCAGCUCCGCUCAUAUCUUCGCCUUUGAAGUCAGUGGUGUCUCCCUCGAAACCUGCAGUUGACACCACCUCAUCUACUAAGGUCAUGAUGGCCCCUUCGUUCUCAUCUCCUGGGAAGCAUGUGGCUGGACAUGCAGAAGUACCAUUAGUUAAUGGAUCGAUUUCUCCUUUGAAAUACCCUUCAGCUUCAGCUUUGAUAAACGGCUCUAAAGCCGCGGCCUCUGCCACGUUUCAAGAAAAGAUCUCCGCGGUUACCAACUCCGCAAAUGGGGUGCUGAACGCCACCAGUGAUACAGUUGAGAGAGUGUUUUCUACCACAUCCCCCAUGCAGUUUUCCCCCCUCAGGUCAUUUGUGUCUGCAACGCCGUCAGUGUUUCCAUCCAUAAGGACUCCUGCAAGUGCCCUGUACGCAUCCCUGGGGUCAACUCUCUCUGCAACUACCUCAUCGGUCACCUCAUCGACGAUCACAGUGCCCGUAUACUCUGUGGUCAACGUGUUGUCGGAACCAGCAGUGAAGAAGCUUCCCGACUCUUCUUCACUUACGAAAUCAGCAGCUGCUUUGUUGUCCCCCAUUAAAGCACUGACUCCCGAAACCCGUACUCAACCCCACUUCAGUCGAACAUCCUCACCCGUCAAAUCGCCUCUGUUCCUCACCCCCUCUGCCCUCAAGUUAUCCACACCAUCAUCUUUGUCGUCCAGUCAGGAGAUACUGAAAGAUGUUGCUGAAAUGAAAGAGGACCUGAUCAGGAUGACUGCAAUAUUGCAAACGGAUGUGGCAGAAGACAAGUCGUUCCAACCUGAAAUGACGAAGGAGGGGCGGAUUGAUGAUGAGGAACCUUUUAAAAUCGUGGAGAAAGUAAAAGAAGACUUGGUCAAAGUCAGUGAGAUCCUGAAAAAGGAUGUGUGUGUAGAAAAUAAAGGGGCGGCUAAAGCCUCAAAAAGCGACAAGGGCCAUUCGUCCGAUGAAGACUGGAUAGAGUUUACUUCAGAGGAAAUCAGAGAAGCAAGGCAGCAUGUUGCUGUGGGCCAGGCCUCACCUGGGGCAGAAAACGUUCAACUAAAAGCAAAGGCCGUAUCUGAAAAAGAUUACAACUUGACAAAAGUCCUAGAUUACUUAACGAACGAUAUUGGGAGUGGUAGCUCAUUGACCAACUUGAAGUACAAAUUUGAGGAUGGAAAGAAAGAUGGUGAGGAGAGACAGAAGAGAAUUUUGAAACCAGCCAUUGCCUUGCAAGAACAUAAGCUCAAAAUGCCUCCAGCCUCCAUGAGGCCUUCCACUUCAGAAAAAGAAUUAUGUAAAAUUGCCGAUUCCUUUUUCGGAACCGACACGAUCUUAGAGUCUCCAGAUGAUUUUUCUCAACAUGACCAGGACAAAAGUCCCUUGUCUGACAGUGGCUUUGAAACGAGGAGUGAAAAGACGCCUUCCGCCCCUCAGAGCGCCGAGAGCACAGGCCCAAAGCCACUGUUUCAGGAAGUUCCCAUCCCUCCUGUCAUCACAGAAACAAGAACCGAAGUCGUGCACGUGAUUCGGAGCUACGAACCCUCAUCAGGAGAGGUCCCCGGGCCCCAGCCCGAGGAACCGCACUCCCCAAAACCAACCCCGGCCUUUGUGGAAGUGGAGGCAAAGCCCGCUGGGUCCAGUAUCAAAGAAAAGGUUAAGGCCUUCCAGCUGAAAGCCAGCAGUGAAGAAGAUGACCAUAACCGGGUCCUGGGCAAAGGUGUCCGUGUGAAAGAAGAAACUCACAUCACCACUACCACCAGGAUGGUGUAUCGUUCACCUCCAGGCGGUGAGAGUUCCUCCGAACGAAUCGAAGAAACAAUGUCUGUCCAUGAUAUUAUGAAAGCCUUUCAAUCUGGACGGGACCCUUCCAAAGAACUGGCAGGUCUGUUUGAGCAUAAAUCUUCCGUGUCACCAGAUGUUCACAAGGCUGCUGCUGAAACGUCCCCACCGCAUGCAGAGAGGGUCAGCAAAACAAAACCCAAACUGGAGCGUAGAAUAGAGGUCCACAUUGAAAAAGGUAAUCAGGCUGAGCCUACUGAAGUCAUUAUUAGAGAAACCAAAAAGCAUCCCGAAAAGGAAAUGUAUAUGUAUCAGAAAGACUUAUCUCGGGGAGAUGUUAACCUAAAAGACUUUCUGCCCGAAAAACAUGAUGGUUUCCCUGGUUCUGAUGACCAGGGCCUGCAGCAAGAAGAAGAAGAACUGACAGUCGAAGAGUCUCUUCCUUCCUACCUGGAAUCUUCUAGAGUAAACACUCCUGUAUCCCAGGAAGAGGACAGUCGCCCUAGUUCUGCGCAACUCAUUUCUGAUGACUCAUACAAAACGCUGAAGCUUUUGAGUCAACACUCAAUAGAAUACCAUGACGAUGAGUUGUCAGAACUAAGAGGGGAGUCGUACAGGUUUGCCGAGAAAAUGCUUCUGUCAGAGAAGCUAGAUGUGUCUCAUUCUGACCCUGAGGAGUCGGUGACCGAUACUGCAGGACCCCUCAGUGCAGAAUUCCCGGGGUCGGACAGGCGAUCCAGAGAAAAACUAGCCACUGCCCCCAAGAGGGAAAUUCUCUCCAAAAUCUAUAAAGAUGUAUCCGAAAAUGGGAUAGGUAAGAUGUCUAAAGAUGAGCAUUAUGAUAAAGUGACAGUGUUGCACUACACUGGAGAUAUUAGUAGUCCAAAGCAAGCUAUGUGGAUGCGGUUCACGGAAGACAGAUUAGACAGAGGUAGAGAGAAAUUGCUUUAUGAAGACAGGGUGGACAGGACGGUGAAGGAGGCUGAAGAAAAAUUGACCGAAGUGUCACAGUUUUUUCGGGACAAAACGGAAAAGCUGAAUGAUGAACUGCAGUCCCCAGAGAAGAAGCCUCACCCAAGGAAUGGCAAGGAAAUGCAUUCCUCUCCCAGCUCAGCGAGCAGCAGCCCUGAGAAGGGACUACUGACUGAGUUCCUGGCAUCGAACGAUGACUGGUUCAAAACCCGGCCGCCUGGGCAGGAGGGAAAGGGCUUCCCUAGAGCAGAGGAGAGGAGGGCAGCCAGCAUGCCCAGCAGUCCGGAAAAGAGGGUCCCAUCGAACCAGGCCGAGGGCGGCAGACCUCCCCCGGUUGCCCGGGGGAGCCCCACCAUACCGAGCAAGGUGGCCGAAGGGCCGCAGUCUGGAUUUCAGCUCCAACAGUCAAAGCUCAAUUCUAUCCGGUUAAAAUUUGAGCAGAGCAUUCACCCGAAGGUGAGAACUGUGCCACAGGAUGAAAGGAAGCCGGAUGGUGAGUCAAAGAGCCCACUGAAAAAAAUUCAGGACAGUAAGCUGCCCGUCUACCAGGUCUAUGCCCGAGAAAAGCAGGAGAAGCCCUUAGAUCUUGCAGAUGGCAAUGAGUAUUUGCACAGAGAAGUUCCUGCAAUGAAAGCAAAGGAGGAUCAGGCCCACAACAUCGAAGUGACCACAGAUGGCAUUUGUUCCACAGAUGGACAGAAACCGAGACCUGAAAUGCCAACUAAAACAGUGCCUGAAUAUUUUUCUGAGCAACGGGCUAUAGACUUGGCGUACAGUGUGAGCUCUGACCUGACCACUAAGGGACCAUGGGACAAAAAGAUCUUUAGGACAUGGGAAAGCUCUGGAGCACCUAACCAUAAAAUACAGAAAGAAAAACUCUCUCAUGUCCUGGUUCAAGAUGUCAUAAAAGAAAAUCAUGUGGCCCACCCUGAGAAAAUGGGCCUGGACCAGAAAAGCGAAUCCAUCUCUGUGACGGAGAGGGAGCGUAGAUUACUCACAAAUGGGUCUGAUUCCGAGAUGAAUGAAGUGACUGUAAAAUCGCCAUCCAAAAAGGUUUUGUACAGAGAGUUCGUUGUUAAGGAAGGGGAGUGCACCAUCGAAACGAUGGACAAAACUUCCAAAAGGAAAGAAGGCCCUGCUAUGUCUCACAUACCAGUCCGAAUUGCUGAUGAGAGAAGAAUGUUGCCACCGGCUGGUCCUGAUGGGGUCUGUGAGCAGCCCAAAUUUUCAAAACAAGAGUUGUCGCCCAAAGCACCGCCAUCAAGCACGGGGAGAGAGAAAGCGGAGGUGCAGCCGUUCAAUUCUGUGGAAGAUGAGAAAAUUAGAUAUUCAGAGAUCAGUAAAAUGUCCAAACAUCAGAGUUACGUAGGGCUAUGUCCUGCUCUUGAUGAGAUUGAGACGUCCCCUAGCAAAUCUCCUGAUUCCUUAGAGUUUAGUCCAGGAAAGGAAUCGCCCCUGAGUGAGUUGUUUGACCCUAGUCCCAUUGAUGGCCUGGACAAAGUUGCGCCUUUAGCCCAGACAGAAGGAGGGAAAGAAAUAAAGACUUUACCUGUGUAUGUCAGUUUUGUCCAAGUAGGAAAGCAAUACGAAAAAGAGGUGCAACAAGGAAACGUAAAAAAAAUCAUAAGCCAGGAAUGUAAGACAGUCCAAGAGACCAGGGGAACCUUCUAUACCACUAGACAGCAAAAGCAGCCUCCUUCUUCUCCCCAAGGUAGUCCAGAAGAUGAUACUCUAGAACAAGUAUCCUUUCUGGACAGUUCUGGGAAAAGCCCUCUGACCCCAGAAACACCCAGCUCAGAGGAAGUGAGUUACGAGUUCACAUCUAAGACCCCGGACUCACUUAUAGCUUACAUCCCGGGCAAACCGAGUCCAAUUCCUGAGGUGUCAGAGGAAUCUGAGGAGGAAGAGCAGGCCAGGUCAUCUUCCACAAAGCAAACCACAGUGGAGGAAGCCACGGCCAUUGAGAAAGAAAUACCCAGCAGCGCCAGCAAAGAUGCUGGCAAAAGACCAAAAGGAAACAGGGUCGCCUAUAUUGAAUUUCCACCCCCUCCACCGUUAGACGCAGACCAGGCUGAAUUAGAAAAGAAACAGCGUUUUUCCCCCGGGAAGGAUAUGGAAAUGAUCGAGGUCAACCUGCAGGACGAGCUGGACAAGUACCAGCUGGCUGAGCCGGUCAUCAGAGUGCAGCCACCUUCUCCCAUUCCUCCGGGCGCGGAUGUCAGUGAUUCAAGUGAUGAUGAGUCCAUCUACCAACCGGCCCCAGUUAAAAAGUACACCUUCAAGUUAAAGGAAUUGGAAGAUGACCAGAAAGAAACCUCAAAAUCUAAAGCCUCCGGGAAGACUCCUGGACAGAAAGAUUUAGUGAGCCACAGCCCUGGAAAGGAUAAUGAGUUUGAUCUCGAUUCACCGCAGAAUGAAGUAGCUCAGAAUGGGAACAACGACCAGUCCAUCACUGAGUGUUCUAUCGCAACCACUGCAGAAUUUUCCCACGAUACAGAUGCGACAGAAAUCGACUCCCUGGAUGGGUAUGACCUGCAAGAUGAAGACGAUGGCUUGACGGAGAGCGAUUCCAAACUCCCCGGCCAAGCGGUUGAGUUAAAAAAAGAUGUCUGGAACACAGAGGGCAUUUUAAAGCCAACGGAUCGCUCUUUUAGCCAAAGCAAACUUGAAGUUAUUGAGGAAGAAGGAAAGGUCGGGCCGGAAGAAGAUAAGCUACCUGUCAGAGGCUCAGUGCCUGAAAAGACUUCAGAUAAGAUGGAUCCGAAGGCGGGGUCCCAGUUUUUCACCUUAGAAGGCAGACAUCCCGAUAGAUCGCUGUUCCCCGAUACAUACUUCAGUUACAAAGUGGACGAAGAAUUUGCAACCCCGUUUAAAACCGUGGCGACCAAAAGCCUAGAUUUUGAUCCUUGGUCCAAUGGCAGAGGCGAUGAUGACGUAUUUGAGAGCAAGUCGCGGGAAGAUGAAUCCAGGCCGUUUGGUCUGGCGGUUGAAGACAGAUCUCAAGCCACGACACCUGACACCACUCCAGCCAGAACGCCCACUGAUGAAAGCACCCCCACUAGCGAGCCCAAUCCCUUCCCAUUUCACGAAGGCAAGAUGUUUGAGAUGACCCGCAGUGGCGCAAUUGACAUGAGCAAGAGGGAUUUUGUUGAAGAGAGGCUCCAAUUUUUCCAGAUUGGUGAGCAUACUUCUGAAGGGAAGUCAGGGGACCAGGGGGAAGGGGUUAAGAAUCAAGUCCCAGUCACCUCCCAGCCACAGUCAGGGGGCAGUGCCAUAGAAACAAGCCUAGAGAGAAAUGUAGAGGCCCCGGAGGUGGAACCCAAGCCCAGUCUCCAGACCAGCGGAGAGUGUCAGGAAAUGGCGCUCAGUAGUAGCUCCCUGGAGAAGUCAUCUGCAGCAGCGAACACAGCCAAAGUCGACUCCAAGUCGCGCACUCCAAUAAAAAUGGGGAUUUCGGCUUCCACCAUGACCAUGAAGAAAGACGGUCCUGGAGAAGAGACAGAUAAGCUAGACGCUGGCAUGUCCAGUUGUCAGGGAUUAUUAGAGAAUGACAAUCUAACAGCGAUUUCAAGUUCAGCAACUAGCCAGAAGGGCUUUAGGGCCAAAGAAACGCAUGCUUUUCAAAAAGAUAAUUUUAAUAACAACAACAAUUUGGAUUCUUCCACUCUCCCUACUGAAAAUAGUACCAGUAAUGUAGUGCUAAAAGAACCUCCUGAACCCUCUUGUACCACAGAAGCAGCUAAACCAGAGAAAAGCUCUUCAGGAAAAAGCCCAGGGUCACAGCCACAGCCAGGCUCACAGUGUAUCAGAGCUGAGCAGAAAGUACCUGGAGAGCAACAGAAGCCAAAAGAGCUCAUAGGGAUUAGGCCAAAAUCCAAACUGCCCAUCAAAGCCACCUCGUCAAAGGAUGCCUCCCCACAAAGUAGCGUUCCAAACAUGGCAGUGAGUAAAGUGAGACAGCCUCGUAGCACGCCUGAGAGCACCAAAACAUGCCCUGCCUCUCCAUGUCUAGAAAUGAAGUCCAAGAUUCCAGUUAAAGACACACUCAGGGAAAAUCUAGCCCUAGCUAGAAAAACAUGCACUAUACAGAAGCAAGGACAGCUAGAGAAAGGCAAAGUCAAGCAACUUCCCUCCAAAUUGCCAGUCAAGGUAAGAGCCACCUGUAUUACCACCACGACAGUGAAAGUGAGGAAAAACCAGCUUAGGGAGGUAUGUAAGCAUUCGAUUGAAUAUUUUAAGGGCAUUAGCGGUGAGACGUUAAAACUCGUGGACCGUCUGUCGGAGGAAGAGAAAAAGAUGCAGCCGGAGGUGUCCGACGAUGAAGACAGUACCUCGAGAAUCGCGCUGUUGUCGGAAGCUCCUCGGCUCGGGCUGCCCUCCAUUCCUUCGAGGCUCGCUAGAGAUAAGAGAACAGAGGCAGCAACUUUAAAAUCAAAGAUUGAAAAGGUCGACAGGAGCAGUAAGAGGACUGGUCCUCAGAGUCCAUGUGAAAGGACAGAUAUAAGGAUGGCAAUAGUAGCCGAUCACUUGGGGCUUAGUUGGACAGAACUCGCAAGGGAACUGAAUUUUUCGGUGGAUGAAAUCAAUCAGAUCCGUGUAGAAAAUCCAAACUCUCUAAUUGCCCAGAGCUUCAUGUUAUUAAAAAAAUGGGUUACCAGAGAUGGAAAAAAUGCCACAACUGAUGCCUUAACUUCUGUAUUGACAAAAAUUAAUCGAAUAGAUAUAGUGACCCUGCUGGAAGGACCAAUAUUUGAUUAUGGAAAUAUUUCAGGCACCAGAAGUUUUGCAGAUGAAAACAAUGUUUUUCAUGAUACUGUUGAUGGUUGGCAGAAUGAAGCAUCUAGUGACAAUACAGAAUCACCACCACCCCUGGGAUGCAGAAUGAUUGGUGGCGUACUCGAUCGACUAGAUGACAGCCCUGACCAAUGUAGGGAUUCUAUUACCUCAUAUCUUAAAGGAGAAGUUGGAAAAUUUGAAGCCAACGGAAAUCACUCCGAAGGUACUCCAGAAGGAAAGACUAAAUCUCAUAUUACAGAUUCACAAAAUGAUGUAGGGAAACAGAAAGAUAGAGAGACCCUGAAAUCAAAAACACAAGGUCCCAUUCGUAUUGAAGAACAAACAUCGUCGCUAACAGGCUACCAGAAGUCUGUAGAAGAGAUGAGCAAGCCAGCAACAGAAGAGCCUAAAACCUCCGUGCCUGUCAGUGGGAAAAAGAUAAAUAGGACUUCUCCCGGAGAUGGAAAGCCAAGGCUUACCCUCCAGGGGGAGGAGGGAGCAGGAAUAUCUGACCAUAAGCAGGGAGAAGGCUAUAAGAUGAAGACAAAAAAAGAAAUCAGACAUGUGGAGAAGAAGAGUUAUUCAUAACAGCCCAACAGUGAACGGACUGUGAGCUCUUACUGCCAGGAUUCUAGAAAGCCGUGUAAGGAA
This is a messenger RNA of Tachyglossus aculeatus (Australian echidna), 13725 nucleotides long. RefSeq names its product ankyrin 3 (gene ANK3). Gene Ontology annotation, molecular function: protein binding. Gene Ontology annotation, biological process: regulation of cardiac muscle contraction; protein localization to T-tubule; signal transduction. The transcript is spliced from 47 exons. The coding region runs from base 463 to 13662 and encodes 4399 amino acids. NCBI's taxonomy places the organism in Eukaryota, Metazoa, Chordata, Mammalia, Monotremata, Tachyglossidae. Gene Ontology annotation, cellular component: T-tubule. The record is from RefSeq and is a predicted model, not a curated record.